GCCAGGCGGUUGCCGGGGUGACGCGCGAGGCCUGGCGGGCCGGGGGCGCGAUGGCGGCGGCGGCGGCGGCGGCGGCGGCGGCGGGGGGGGGAGGAGGGCGGGCGGAGGGAGCUCCGCUCCCCGGCCCGCCCGGGGGCCGCCCGCGGCCCGUCUGCUCGCGGCCGUACUUCCUGGUCCUCAUGGUUUUCGCCCACCUCUACGUCCUCAACGUGCUGGGACUGCUGCUCUUCGUGCACCUCAGCGCCGGCGAGACCGGCGGGACGCCCCCCGCCGCCGCCGCCCCGCCGCCGCCGCCGCCGCCGCCCGCCCGCGCCCUCCCGCGCCUCGAGGGCAUCAAGGUGGGCCACACGCAGCGGGUGGAGCUGGUGCCCGGCCGGGCCCACGCCCUGCGCACCCUCAGCCUCAAGCCUCUCCUCUUCGAAAUUCCCGACUUCCUGACAGAGGAGGAGUGCAAGCUCAUCGUCCAUCUGGCACAGCUGAAGGGGCUGCAGAAGAGCCAGAUCCUACCAACAGAUGACUAUGAGGAAGCCAUGGAAAUGAUAGAAAUCAGCCAGAUGGACAUUUUCAAUCUGCUGGACCACAAUCAGGAUGGGCAGCUGCAGCUCAAAGAGGUGUUGACCCACACCCGGCUUGGGAAUGGCAGGUGGAUGACCCCUGAAAACAUCCGGGAGAUGUACACUGCAGUCAAGGCCGAUCCUGAUGGGAAUGGUGUGCUGAGUUUGGAGGAGUUCAAACAAUUGAAUAUCCGUGAUUUCCACAAGUACAUGGGGAGCCAGAAAGUGAAGAUGAGUGACUUGGUGCGCAACAGCCAGCACACCUGGCUGUACCAGGGCGAGGGGGCACACCAGGUUAUGAGAUCCAUACGGCAAAGGGUGAUGCGCCUGACUCGCUUGCCCCCUGAGAUUGUGGAGCACAGUGAGCCCCUCCAGGUUGUGCGGUAUGACCAAGGAGGUCACUACCAUGCCCACAUGGACAGUGGCCCUGUCUUCCCUGAGACGGCCUGCAGCCACACCAAGCUGGUCGCCAAUGAAAGCGCCCCCUUUGAGACCUCAUGCCGGUAUGUGACAGUGCUGUUCUACCUGAACAAUGUGACUGGGGGCGGUGAAACAGUCUUUCCUAUAGCUGAUAACAGGACGUACGAAGAGAUGUCUUUGAUCCAGAACGACGUUGACCUGCGAGAUACUCGGAAAAACUGCGACAAGGGCAAUUUGCGAGUGAAACCUCAGCAAGGCACCGCUGUCUUCUGGUACAACUACCUGUCAGACGGAGAAGGCUGGGUGGGGGAGCUGGACGACUUCGCCCUGCAUGGGGGCUGCCUGGUCACCCAAGGCACCAAGUGGAUUGCCAACAACUGGAUCAAUGUGGAUCCCAACCGGCGGCGACAGCUGCAGUUCCAGCAGGAGAUGGAGCGCUACGCGGGGGCGGGGGCCGAGCCCGGAGCCCCGGGCGAGUGGACAGUGGAUAAAGCCUACAGCGGCGUGCACCUGGAGCUGUAGGGUUGGGGGUCGGGUUGGGUGUGAGGCUGUCUGCGCCCACGUGGCCUUUUCCCGCGCUGGGCGGAGGGGCGGGGACGCGUGGCGCGCCAAUAAAGCG
This is a messenger RNA of Phalacrocorax carbo (great cormorant), 1593 nucleotides long. The record is from RefSeq and is a predicted model, not a curated record. Lineage: Eukaryota; Metazoa; Chordata; Aves; Suliformes; Phalacrocoracidae.